Messenger RNA from Zasmidium cellare ATCC 36951, 522 nucleotides. RefSeq lists its product as uncharacterized. The record is from RefSeq and is a predicted model, not a curated record. The transcript has a single exon. Bases 1 to 522 code for a protein of 173 amino acids. NCBI's taxonomy places the organism in Eukaryota, Fungi, Ascomycota, Dothideomycetes, Mycosphaerellales, Mycosphaerellaceae.
AUGUUCAAAAUCGCCAGCGCGCUUUUGGCGCUGACCCUUGGGGUUCAAUCGGUCACCAUAUCUCUGUGGUCUGACACAUCGUGCGUGCAAUACAAGGUGCUCACCUGUUCCAACAUCGCGGAGGGAUCGUGUUGCACCAAUGGCGCGAACGGUACAUUCGCAGGCGCGCUGUACAAUGGCCUCCCUCUACCGGCCGCCCAGGGGAUCGUAUUUCCCACAAACAGAAUGGGCGCGAAUGGCUGCACUGACACCAACUCGUGCAAUGCUGGGUUUGGAACGAAUCUCUGCCUUUCCUGCGACAAUGCACUUGUCGGGGCAAACUGGAUCAUGGCGGUGUCAAAGCGAGAUCUGGACUGCAACCCCGUCGAUCCUGACAUAAUACACUUUCCAAAUGGCCGCAGCUUUGACAUUUUCCACGAUGUACCGCGCAACGACUCACUGGCUUUAGUCCAACUUCGUCAGGAGGAUCCCUAUCUUCAAGGCCGACUACCAGAUCGGUUGUUGCGAUAUGAAAGGCACUGA